GAUCCAAAGAGAAAGAAAACCAAAAAAGAAAAAAAGUUUCAAAAAUGGAGAAAAAGAAUAUGUUCAUGCUGUGGUGUAUGAUCUUCUUAUUGGUGGGUUCGUCGUUAAUGUUUGAGAGAGUGGAUUGCAGAGCCGUACGAUCGGAGUCGUUUAGAGAUAUCAACGGCCAUGAUCAAUCGACGGUGACCAUCAUGAAGGUGAAGAACAGCUCGUACAGUCGACGUCCUUUAAUGAGGAUCUUAGCGUCUGGACCGAGCGGGAGAGGAACUGGUCACUAAUCCACAACUACCACAUCUUACGACGUGUGUGUGUGUGUUUUUGUUUGUUGGAUUAUCUCAGUUUUUUUAUUUUUCGGCCAAAAAAAGAUAAAAGAAGAGUGGUUUUUUCCAAGGAGUUCCUACUUCCUAGCUUAUAUAUUCAUUGACUAUUUAUGUCAAAAAAUAAAGAUAUAUCCAUGGAGUGUAAAAGCAAACCAUAUAAUGUUUGAUACAAUUGGUCGU
Molecule: messenger RNA, 500 nt
Organism: Camelina sativa (false flax)
Lineage: Eukaryota; Viridiplantae; Streptophyta; Magnoliopsida; Brassicales; Brassicaceae
Source: RefSeq, a predicted model, not a curated record